Mesorhabditis spiculigera is the source of this 3519-nucleotide messenger RNA. The record is from the annotation of a GenBank genome assembly. Lineage: Eukaryota; Metazoa; Nematoda; Chromadorea; Rhabditida; Rhabditidae.
AUGAACGAACCAGUAGGGAUUGCGAGGAAUAACGACCCGGAUGUGGCUGGAGCAUCUGCCCGGCCACCACGGGAACGUACUCGCAAGGUUGCUAGCCAAAUAACACCGAUGGCAGGCAACCGAAAAGCGCCUAGAAUAUGGCAAAAGGAUGAAGAGGAUGUGCUGCGGGCUGAGCUAAGCGAAUAUUCACAAGGUAACACACCAUUCCUAAGGUGGGACGUACUGCAGAGGGCGCUGCCAAAGCGAACCCUGCCUGCAAUCAAAAAGCGAGUUACCGAAGUGAAGAACCGUGACGCCAACCAGAGAAAAGAGGCUCGAGUGAAAGCUAAGGAGAACGCGAUGAACCGCAGCUAUGACCCGCAGCCAAACGAGAGCGAGGUAAGAGAACGCGAGGACCCAGAGGAGGGUACCAAGCAAUCAGCAGAACUGGAGCGAGGUGAGACUGAAAGUGAAGAUUCUAACGAUGACAUCCAGUUUGACUCAGAACUUGCAUGGAAACUGUACCGAAGUGUGAGGGAUAUGGACCUAAGCAAAAGGAAACCAAUCGCUCAAACCAGCGACAUCCCGAGGAAGCUAACGGACGAGGGCGACGCCUGGCUCCAGACGCUGAGGAGAACGCUGCCGGAUCACAGAUGGACACACACAGUAGUUAACGCGGCCGUGUAUGCGGUAGCGAAAACUAUUACUACUCUCAUUGGAGAGAAACAGAGCGUUAAACGUGUAGCGGCUCAAAAGAUAAAGUGUGACACUGAUGAUCUGGAUCGGAAACUAGAGACCUUGCGAACUGAACUAUACUGGCGACGUGGUGCCAAGGGAAACAGCCCCCCAUGGAAGGUGAUUGCGGCGAUCCGAAAGAACCGUAAAGCGGGAAUCAGGACCGUCCGUCACCUUGAAGCGAGCAUUCUCGACGUUAAACUCCGCAAGGAGAACAAGUCGUUCGCGCUGAAAAGGGAUGAAAGCGAUCGACAGAGAAUCCGCUCGAGGGUUGCUGGGACCCGAAAACAGCUUCACACCACAACAGGGAACAUUGACCAUUCCCAAGUCCUCGCCACAUGGGAACAAAUAUUCGGACGUGAGCGCAAGUUCACCAAAACGAACAUCAUCACCCAAUGGCUGAAGGACCUGGACGAAAGUCUCGCUGGGGACGAAGUAACUGAAGAUAGAGAUGAAGUGAGGAGGUUGGGUGAAAGUGUAGUAAAGAAGAUGAAAGGUCGGAAAGCGCCCGGGCCGGACGGAAUUCGAGCGAUCUGGUGGCAAAAGCUACCAACGGCGAGAUUGGCGAUCUUCACGCUAAUCAAUCGCACGCUCGAUGCGCAUAACCCGUCUCUGCCCAGGUGGCUCACUGAAGGCAGGACAUUGCUGCUUCCGAAAUGCGAUGAUCCGAAGCCUGACCAGUACCGGCCUAUUUGUCUCUUGAACACGCAAUACAAGGUGAUCACGGGUGUACUAACAGCGAUGAUCGCCCCCAUUGCCGAAAUGAAUCAGAAAUUGCUACCUAUUACGCAAAAAGCAAUCCGGAAAGGUGUCUCCGGUUGCCUCGAAAGCCAUCUAACGGAUCGGAGCGUCCUUCUGGACGCGAAACUCCGAAAGAGGGGCCCCCACUCGGAGCUGUGGGAGGCUUGGCUUGAUUUCGCAAAAGCAUUUGAUUCAAUCAGCCACGCAUAUCUACUUGAACUAGUAGAUAGGUUUCCAAUACGUAGCGGAGCGAAAGCCCUGCUUCGAAACCUAAUCAAGGCAUGGGAGGUGAAAAUCAUCCUGGGAGGACACGAGAUAGGGAAGAUCCGGAUCAGGAGUGGCAUCCUGCAAGGGGACUCACUAUCACCGUUACUGUUUUGCAUUGCGGUUGCCCCCAUCAGCUACCAUCUAAAUAAGAUGACUGGUGGGUAUACCACUGAAACACGGACCGUGGGGCAACAGCAAUCCACCUUCAACCACCUGUACUACAUUGAUGAUCUGAAGUUAUUCGCCCACAGCGAAGCAGAACUGGCGCGAGGCCUGCGGAUUGUGCAGGAUACCGGUCAAGCCAUGGGUUUGUGGAUUAACCCUGGGAAAAGCGCGUACAAUGUCAUCUGCGCUAAUCCGGAAGCGGACGGACCCGAUGUUCUAGAGGGUAUCCCGAAGCUGAAAGGCGAGGACGGGUAUCGAUACCUAGGUAUCUAUCAAAGGGGCCAAACCGCAGGACUUGCAACAGUAUCCGAUUUGAAGAAGACUAUUGGCGAACGGACGAGGGAAAUCGUACAUACCCAAGACAUAACUUCGGCGCAAAUCAUUGCGAGGAUCAAUCAAGAGCUGAUCCCGAAGGCGGAGUACGUAUUCUCGAUGAACCAACUGCUAAAUAGCUUCGAACAAGUCGUAGCCCUGACCAAGAAACUGGAGCGCAUCACCAUGGAAUCUCUCACUGAAGGUGAAACCAAGUUGUGGUAUCAGACAGCCGCCAAGAAUAGAAUCUACGUCGACAGAGAAGACGGAGGACUCGGCCUCAGGAGUUUCGCAGAAGCAUUGCAAAGGGGCAUCUUCCGGGCAUUUGUACACCUAGUACUACACCCGAACACCAGCGAACUCCUCGGGAUCCAUUGCAAGGCUGAGCGGCAAAAACGCCGGUCGCUCAUCUCUGAUUUUAACAGAGCCAUGCAGUGGACUCCUGCGAUAACCUUCGAAAUUGACACCAAGAGACUAUUUAUUGGAGGGGUGGAGCACACGACACCGGAAACCGCCCUAACCAGCGGACUGGCAACAAUCCGAUCUCACUUUAAACGAUACUGGCUGGAGAGCUGGCAUCAGGUCGAAGGGCGUGCCCAGAGAACUGAUACCGGGAAAACUCUCUGGCUUGAGAAAGGAUGGGUGGCACCAAACGUGACACGGGUGGUCACAGCGGUGCAAUCGGAACGGAUCAUUGAAGUCUCCUCGCGGCUGGGGAGAAAGUGCCCUUGCGGAGCUCUCGAGACCGCAGAGCACAUCUCGAACCAGUGCGAGAGAUCUUCAUUCACUACCUACAUGCGACGACACGACGCAGUCGCGCGAUCCAUAUACAAGUUCCUUGCCAAAAAGUACGGAGUUGAAACAGUACAUUACUCAAAGUGCCCACCGCCUGAGAGCAGAGGGAAAACUGGCGUCCUGUGGUGGGACGUAAAGAUCCCGGCGCGUGAUAACAUCUAUCAUACGCGCCCUGAUAUCGUUCUGUUCAUCCGCAGCAAAGAUGGUACCGGUGGGCCCACCACCUGGUAUGAUCGAAUUGUUGUGAUCGAAAUCGCUGUAGCUUGGCCCGAUAAUAUGGAAUUGGCUAAAAACAUAAAAACGUGGAGGUACACUGUGAACGGCGAGAAGGCUGAUAACGAGAGCACAGCCCCACUUAAAGGUGGUCCGAACAUUUGUUUGGAACUCGCUGAACGAUACCACGCAAAAGUCGAUUUCAUACCGCUGGUGAUCGGAGCGUGUGGAGAAGUCCCUGAAUACACCAGAGAAGCGAUUCGUCGCCAACUGGGAAUUGGAGGGAGGUGGAGGAAAAGUUGGCGGAACAGU